Nothobranchius furzeri (turquoise killifish) is the source of this 1829-nucleotide messenger RNA. It is a transcript of the gene bfsp2, whose product is annotated as beaded filament structural protein 2, phakinin. Gene Ontology annotation, molecular function: structural molecule activity. NCBI's taxonomy places the organism in Eukaryota, Metazoa, Chordata, Actinopteri, Cyprinodontiformes, Nothobranchiidae. Gene Ontology annotation, cellular component: cytoskeleton; intermediate filament. The record is from RefSeq and is a predicted model, not a curated record. Gene Ontology annotation, biological process: intermediate filament organization.
GAGUGUUGCUUCUGUUUCCAUAGAUACUGCAGACCUCUGGUCUAGAUGGUGUCCAUCAGCCAGAGUCUAGAACACCCCUCCCCCGCCCUGGUGCUGAUGCAGCUGAAUCAUGACUCCAUGUUUCUACGGGAACAAAAGCCAUCAGUCAGCUGCCGCACAAACAGCUCCUGAACAAAAGUAGCUAUGUUUCUAGAAGUUCAGUACUCCAUAAAUCCCGGUGGUGAACAGAUCUGAGCCGUUUGACUUUGGGACCUCAGCGCCAUGCCUCUGGCCAGACGUCGCUCGUCCUUCUUGGGACAGCCAACCGCUGAUCGCCCAGUGUCUAUCCCCUGUGGUAGGAUGGGCAUAUCCAGUACCAGUACACCCCGUGGAGUCUUUGUAGGCCCCACAUCCUCAACUACAUCUUCUGGACUGGGAACACGAGUGUCCCGCAGGGCUCUGGGAAUCAGCAGUGUGUUCCUGCAAGGAAUGAGGAGUAGUGCCACACCAGUUGUGCCUCGAUCUGGGGAGUGGGCUACAGGAGGUGGAGCAGCAGCAGGCCUGAACAGCUCCCUGAUGGAGUAUCGAGACAAAGUGAGAGCGCUGGAGCAGCUGAACCAACAGCUGGAAGAGCAGAUUCGCCUCUGUCUGGACCGAAAGGCCUCCAGUGCUGGGGCCUGGGGUCCGCUCAAGGCAGAGUGGGAGGACAUUUACAGGCAGGUCAGCGAAGCCAUCCUGGACAAUGCCCAACUGAUGCUGCAAACUGAGAACGUUCAGGCUAGCGCCGAGGAUUUCAGGGAAAGGUACGAGACUGAACAGCCCUUUAGGAGGGCUGUGGAGGAGGAGAUCAGCUCCUUGUGCAGAGUGAUUGAGGAGGCAAACAUAACAAAGGCGGAGCUUGAGGAGCAAAUGCAAGACAUGAGGGCGGAGCUAAGGUCUUUGGAACGCAGCCAUGAGCAGGACGUGCGCGCUCUUUACAACCAGAUGGCUGGACGGGAGGUGGACGAACCUGACGCACCCAUACAGACUAGUCUGGACCAGAUUCUGGCCUACAUCAGGAGCCACUGGGAGAAAGUGACAGAGAGGAACCGAGCUGAGACCGACAGCUACUUGGAGUGUAAGCAGGAGGCACAAUGUGUGGGUAGCAGCUCGAGCCCAGAGGAGGAGCAGGUGGAGGCACUGAAGGUGGAGUGUGGUGAUGUUGGCUGCAAAAUCCAGAGUCUUCAGGCCGAGACGGAGUCCAUCAGAGCGCUGAAACGAGGUCUGGAGAACUCGCUGACCGAUGCUCAGCACUGGCACAGUGUGGAGCUGCAGAACCUCGGUCAGGUGGUGGCUAAGCUGGAGGCGGAGCUAGCUGAUGUGCACAACGAGGUGGAGCAGCAGCGCCGCGACUUCGAUACGUUGCUAAGCAACAAACAGAAACUAGAGCAGGAGAUUGGACUGUACCAUGGUGUCCUGGAUGGAGAGGAGAGCCGCUUCCUGCUGGCCACCAGUCCACACUGUUCAGGUGUGCACGGAGAGUCUUCUGCUGCUGCCACCUCCAGGACCGAAGCUCCAGCACCUACAGGAAUUUCUUCUCUGUGAUCAGUGUGCAGGAACUUGUUCCUGCAGACCAAUAUGGACUGUGAGAAAUUGACCUGGUUUCUACCUGGGCAGGUGUAUGGGUGUGAAUGCUGGAAAAACCUGAAUAAAGACUUUCAGAAUGUACCGUGUUCAAGAUCCUGGACCGACCCAGACCUGAGAAUUCUGAUUCUGGACCCGCUUCAAAGCAGAGUCCAGAGGAGCACAAAUGUUUCAAGUAAAGUGUUUCCUGCUUUGGUGCUUUCAAAAUAAAAGUGACAGUAGCUGAA